CGUCCAAGAUUGCACAAUGCUCCAGCAGAUUAUCUGCGAGAUCGCUGUGCUCACAUCGACAUUGUUGACAUUAACGAAAUGUUCAAGCUGCGAAGACAACGAGAAAGCAACUUACUGCACGAAAAGCCAAGUUGUGCGUCAAGCUAUGUGCCCCAAGGCCAAGUAUUGGACGUGCACGACGGGAUCAUGGAGCUGCGCAUGCCAAGAUAAGCUCUACAGGAGUAAAGACGGAGCAUGCGUCCCUUUAAAAUAUUGCGAUCCUGGGUACCGGACACCAAAACCCAGGACUACCAAGUUCCCUAGAGGAACCUAUAUUCCAGGGUCAACCGCGAAGGUUCUUCAAAGCCAGAGGCGACUUGCGGAAGUGCUGGCUACAACAAAACGAAUCUUUGACGACAAAUGUUUUUGCAUGGACUCCGACUUUUACACGGAUUUUCCGCCGAGGAAUGUUGUACGCACAGUAUCGUGCAGAAAGAGUGUUUCAUUCGGGUGA
Rhipicephalus sanguineus (brown dog tick) is the source of this 493-nucleotide messenger RNA. RefSeq lists its product as uncharacterized. The transcript has 4 exons. The record is from RefSeq and is a predicted model, not a curated record. The coding region runs from base 17 to 493 and encodes 158 amino acids. Lineage: Eukaryota; Metazoa; Arthropoda; Arachnida; Ixodida; Ixodidae.